AUGCGACUUUUUGCAGCACGAAAUGUAGUGCGCUUGGCACGUCGAAGGAAUCAGAAGUUUCAUGGCUCAGCGUUGCGUCAGGCGCUGCUUAUAGGCGGCUUAGGACUGUCGGUAUUGGCCCUUUCUCACGAUGAGCUCACGGAAGUGAAAAUUGCACACUUGGAGGCACAAUGUGACGCUCGAUACGCGCCGCCUGAAGUAGACAGAGCAAUCUCCGUGCCGCUUGAGCGCGAGGAGUUUGCGCUGAUUGCCAAGUCGCGUGCUACACGAGUGAGUAGCACGUCGUACAAGGCCAAUUUUCCUAUUGAAGACAAGUACGCGGUGGAGACGACGGAUUCGGGGGACGUGUUUGCAGUCGUGCUGGAUGGUCAUGGUGGAUGGCAGGUAUCUGAGUAUGCAAGGAAGACGCUCAUCGGCAAUGUCCAGAAAGAGUUGUCAUAUCUGUACAAGGUGGGGACGAACGAGCCAGCUCAAGGCGACGGAACAACGGUCUCGGACGUGCGUGUGGCUGCUGCUAUUCAACGUGCGUUUGGGCGCACGGACCGCGACCUCAUGGCUGCGGUGGCUUCUGCGUUCAACCUUGGAUUUGGAGCUGUCGCGCGGUGCGGAUCUUGCGCAUGUUUGGCUUACGUGCAUGAAGGCAUCGUUCAUGUUGCCAAUGCUGGUGAUAUCCGCGCAGUGCUGGGAAAGCUCGGGAAGGAUGCUGACACGAUUGUGGCUGAGCCACUCAGCAAUGACCAGAAUGCCAUGGCGAAGUUUGAACAAGAAAAGCUCAGUAAGGAGCAUCCGGGGGAGGGAAACGCAUUCACGUGCCGCCAUCCAGACUCAUGCUAUGUGAAAGGUGCACUGCAGCCGACGCGUGCUUUUGGAGACUUUUCGCUCAAGUACCCGGAGUUCAACGGCCCUCCUUACGUGAAUGGCGAUCGCACUGCAGGUCGCCACUUUUCAGCACCUUUUACCCCUCCGUAUAUUACGGCUAUUCCAGAGGUCAAGUCGCACAAGCUGGAAGAGGACGACAAGUUCCUCAUUAUUGGGUCGGAUGGGCUCUGGGACUACCUGAGCAACGAAGAGGCUGUUGAGAUUGUUAAUGGACAGGCAUCAUGCGGAAAUCAUGACCUAGCUGCCCGUGCGCUGGUCGAUCGUGUGCUACAGAAAGCGGCAAAGCGCUACGGAAUGACGUAUCAGGAAUUGCUAAGUUUACCGCCUGGAAGCCAUCGCCGUCGUCGCCACGAUGACAUAACUGUGAUCGUUCUGUUCUUUGACUAA
Molecule: messenger RNA, 1266 nt
Organism: Peronospora belbahrii
Lineage: Eukaryota; Oomycota; Peronosporomycetes; Peronosporales; Peronosporaceae
Source: the annotation of a GenBank genome assembly